This is a messenger RNA of Mesorhabditis spiculigera, 1122 nucleotides long. NCBI's taxonomy places the organism in Eukaryota, Metazoa, Nematoda, Chromadorea, Rhabditida, Rhabditidae. The record is from the annotation of a GenBank genome assembly.
AUGGUUGCUACAGCGGCAGUUCCACUGGCCGCUGAUCUGUCAUUUGCGGGUGUUCUGGUAUUACGGUUUAUUCAGGGCUUUGCCUACGCAGCCGAUUUCUGCGUCCUCGGCGUGAUUACGGUAAAAUGGGCGCCGCUGAACGAGAUGAGCAUUUUCAUCGCGAUCAUGACGAGUUUUGUGACGUAUUCGCCAUUUUUGACGAAUAUGGUGUCUUCAUUUUUCUGCACCUCGUGGCUGACCUGGAAAUGGUCAUUUUACGCCCAUGCCAUUUUCUCUGCUGUUUGCUUUACUGCCUGGCUUUUCUACUACGGUGACGAGCCGGCCCGGCAUUCUCGCGUAAAUCGAGAGGAAUUACUCAAGAUUCAAAAAGGAAAAACAAAAGAACACCUCGAAGCGGACCAUUUUGUACCCUACAAGGCAAUUUUAACAACCCCGACAAUGUAUGCAAUCUGGCUAAACGGGUUCGCCGAGAUCUCCACCAUCACGUUGUUGCUCACCUACAUGCCAAUGUACCUAAACAAAGUCCUUGGGUUUAGCAUCGCCUCCACGGGGAUGAUCUCGGCGAUGGCCGCGCUGAGCCAUGCUCCAGUGAAAUACGCUUCUGGAUGGUUCAGUGAUAAGAAUAAAACCUUCACCGAGCAUCGCAAACUCCAACUGUGCAACUUCAUGGCGGUGGGCUUUGCCGGUGUACUGUUCGUGCUCGUGGGGCUCGUAAAGACGGCCGGUGGCGGAAUUAUUGCUGUCGUUCUCAUCUUUGGCAUCUACCUGGCGAUGGGGGCAAAUUGCGGGGGGUACUGGAAAUGUGCCGCGCUUACGUCGAGGCAAUACGCAAAUUUCGUCCUCUCCGUCAACCAAUUUAUGAAGUGCAUUGCAUUGGGGACGGCGCCGGGAAGUUGGCUACUAUUUGUGAGCGAUGAAAGAGACGUUGACCAAUGGAGCUACGUGUACUACCUAAACGGCGCUAUUUUGAUUGUGGCAAACAUCGUCUUCUACUUCAUGUGCUCUGAUAAGCCGGCCGAGUUCACGAAAAUGACACGAGACAACCCAACUGGAAAACAGGAAUUUCUGAAUUCUGUUGAGAACUCGUUAAGAAGAGAAACGACAACGACAAACGGCGAGGCA